Caenorhabditis sp. 36 PRJEB53466 is the source of this 7201-nucleotide messenger RNA. Lineage: Eukaryota; Metazoa; Nematoda; Chromadorea; Rhabditida; Rhabditidae. The record is from the annotation of a GenBank genome assembly.
AUGACGACAGUAAGCUCAAAAAAAAAGAGCGACAGUAAGCUCAAAUUAGAUGUUUUGCUGUAAAUCAGAUGGUGUUCAGGUCUGUUGGACGCAGUCUUUUCGGCUGUCACUCUUCCGACGGUUGGUCAGACUACCAUUGUGGAGAGCCAUCACGAAGAGUCCCAUACGAUUUUCCAUUCGGUUAGUGAUCCCUUUCCUGCGUGUCUUGAAACAUUGCGAACAGUUCCGUUUCCAUUUUUAUCAUCAUUUUUAGGAAUCUCAUCAUUCUGAGAGUCACCUUGAACAUCUGGAGUAUACCACUUCUGGGGUAAGCUCUUUAUCAACGUCAUUAAAACUGACUUGCACACCCAUUUCCUUAAUUUUUAUCAUGCUACCUUAAUGUUGUUCUCUUAUCACUCGGAACUGAAGACCGUUAGUUGCUCUUUGGUUGUGCAUAAAUCAAAAAAGUAAUAUCCGGUUGAACUAAAACGGAAUGCAAAAGAGGAGUGAAAGUAUUGUUAUAGGUAACCGUCGGGAAUGCUGUUGGGCAGGGAGUUGAAGGACACCGCCGUCAAACUGUUGACAGUGAAGACCAACGUUCGGAGGUGGCUACUUUGAAUUCUUGAGAGGAGAAAGAAAUAUGAAUAACGUUCAGGUGUCCGCACUGUCGAAGGCCACUUCUGUUUCGGUGCAUUCGAGCGUUUCGCAAAAAUCUGCCCAAGUAUGAGUGCUACCAAAUAAGCGAAAUCAUUAUCAAACAUGUUUCCAGCAUUAUGACCUGCCUCCGAUUCCGCAAUAUGACUUGCCACCAAUUACUGUGGGAGAUGUGGUGGUUGGAAAAGCACCUUCUGUCGCUUCUACAAAGUCUGGGUAAUACUGAAAUGAGAAAAAAUACUGUUUUCUUAUAAAUUUCCCAAUUUAAGAUCGCGUCACUCGGCUGUUUCGCACCAUUCUCAUCAUUCGAACCACUCCCACCACUCCCAUCAUUCGGCUCGCACCCAUGACAGUGAAUCGACCAUAACUGAAGGAACUCUUGUGAAUGAGCCAAUUGUGAGUAGCUGGUACAACUUUCAAUGUCAUGUUCUUAUCGUAUUCAGGUGGUUAAAGUAGUUGAGGCUGGAUCCGAGUUUCCAACUCCCUUGGCUGUUGGUCAAUCGUUUGAGCAUGACUCUGUUCUAGAGCAAUUCAAGAACUUGCAUGGGAAGGUAGAAAAAAGCAUCUUUGUAAAAUUACAAACACUGUAUACUUCAGGAACCGUCGGUCGUUUCUAGCAUUGUUCCGGCUUCGGUCCAUCUUCAAAGUGACAGCGAAGACUCGAUCGCUCCGUCCAAGCUGACUCAUUCCAUCAACGUGGUAAUUUGAUCUUCACAUGAAACAAGAAAGAUAUUUGAAUGCCGAUUUCAGGGAGGUGUUGUUGGCAAUCAGACCGGACUUAAUGUGUUGCACAGAAGUCACGAUCUGGAGUACUCAGACUUCCACGCGCCGGAGUACUAUCAGGCACCAUCCGUCCAGGUGUGUUACAAUCUUAUCAUCGCAUGUAACAUUAGUGCUGUUCCGUUUUAGAAUGGAUUUGAUGCAAGAAGCGAGGACUCGUUCGGGUUUGAGAAGGUGGAGUACGUGGAAACUAAUGAAAAUCACCACGAGCCGGAGCAGCAUGCCAAGCAAGUUGUUCAUGAGCACGUUAUUGAACAGCAAACAGCAUACGAGCCGUAUCAUAUCGUCCACGAGCUUCACAACGUCCCGUCGGUCGAUUUCAAUGAGGAUCAGCAUUCCACCCAUGAGCACCACAACCAUGACCACCAGCACCACCAUGAUUCCCAUGUUACCCAUACUUUCACUACCAAUGUGAAACAGUCCCGUUCUAAUUCUGCCUCUACCUACCAAAGUCGUCAUAUUUUUGCCCACACUGUUGGUCCCAAGAUCACCGAGGAGUUGCGUCCGGCUGCUGUGAUGGAAGAGGAUGAGAGUUAUGUGGAGCCGCCGAUCAUGGCAUACGUGGCGCCGAUUCCAGUAAAGCCCCCACGUACUCAUGAAGAGAGCCACAUCUAUAAUUCUUAUGACACGGAGAUUCACCACUCGAAGGUCGUCAAGUCGACUACUGUUGUCCAAGAGGAUGUUCGCUCAGGAAGCGAAGGUACUUACGACCGAGCGGAUAGCCCUCGAUCACUUGAACUUAUAGGAGUCAGCGCCCUUCGCUUGAAGUUCGAACACGGCGCUCCACCACCAUUGGCUCCAGUUCUGGACGUGAAGAAGUAUGAGCUCGAAGAGCAUCAUCACCAUCACCAUCACCAUCAUCACCAUCAUAAAGACGCUGUUAUUGAGCAUGUUCAUACUCAGGUCGGCGAUCACUUCAUCACUUCUUCCUCCGUAGAGAAUCCUUAUGAUGUACCUUUUGAAUCUCGUGAAAAGUCCUCCACUUCCUCCCUCUCAUCCUCUUCCCAGCAAGUCGAUCAUCAUCAUCAUGUCUAUGAUACUCCAGUUAUUGAAAACAUCUCACACUCUCCGGCUUUCUACACUGACGACCAGCACCAUCACUAUGUUCCGCAAAUUAAAGUGAUAACGGAGUAUCGGCAUAUAAACCCGCGUCACCAUUACGUGGAAACACGUCUGAGGACGACCGAUGGACACGAGAUUGCACACAGUCCGCAAGUGCAAUCGAUAGAUUAUUUCAAGGAAAUUGACAGAGUGCAUCACUUCGUUCCGUCCACUCCAACUUCGCCACUGAAGGAAGUGCGCCAAUCUUUCCAUCAACACAACUACGUGCCGAACAGCUUGGAGACCAAGCGAGAGAGCCGCAGUGUUGAAAGAUUACACCGCUAUCUUCCAGAGCAACCUCUGAAAGUUCAUGAACAUCGAUCCCUCAUCAGAGAACACAAUUAUGUGCCUCUCGACAAACGUUCUCAUUCCGUUGAGUCUAAGGAUACGAUUAAUCAUGAGCAUCGGUACGUGCCGUUAUCAACAAAGAUCGAAGUCAAGAAGUUUGACGUAGGAAGAAACCACACCUACAUCCCUCUUGGUGGCAACAUCGAACCUACAAAGCAGGAAGUGCUCCGGGAACACCACUACGUCCCUCUUGUUGAGAAACAAGUGAAAACUGCCGCAGAAAUCAAUCAACGACACAAUUUCCUGCCAGCUCAUUCAAAUGUUGCCACAUCAGAUAAAGUCCUGAUAAACCGUGAUCACAGUUUUCUGCCACUUGCAAACAAAAUCGAGGAGGCGCCGCGUCAUUCUAACGACCUAAGUCAUCAUCACUAUCUGCCACUGCCAACGAAACGCAGCGAGGCGACUGCAAUCGGCGAUAAGGUUGGGCACGAACAUCACUAUUUCCCGUUGGCACUGAAAACUGAACAACCCACGGCGCAAACUGGCAAAGAGCACAACUACGUCCCUCCUGUCGCCAAAUCUGCUGAGCACCGCGCUGUUCGUGUCGAGAGUCACCACCAGUACGUGCCUCUCGCUAUGAAGUACGACGAGGCUCCGAAAUUGCCACGAGAGCACAACUAUAUUCCGCUGACUACUCAGCCUGAUUCUUAUGAGAAGGUUCAAUUGGAGAAUCAUCAAUACCUUCCGCCUGUGACUCAUGCUGAAAAGAAGGAAGUUGUCAAGCUCUACGAACAUCGAUAUGUUCCUCUACCUCCGAAACAAGACAGUCACGUGGUGAGAAAGAUUGAGGGCAAAGAACAUCAUUACGUCCCACUUGUACAGAAUUAUGCUGCUAAACCGCCACAGCUUCCACGCGAGCACCAUUACUUCCCGCUUGCUGUCCGUGCCGAGGAGCAACAUCAAAAAGCUACCCACGACCAACAUCACUACAUUCCGCCAGUCGAGCAUCGUCAUCAAUCUAAUGGGGCUGCCUUGGAUCGGCAACAUGGAUAUGUUCCAAUUGUGAAGAAACACGGAGAAUCAAGAGCAGUAACGCAUCAGCAUCAGUACGUACCGCCAGUUAAGAGAUCUGAAGAAUCGAACGGAUAUGACAGGACCCAUCACUACGUGCCAGUUGGACGGAAUGUGCAUCAAUCGUCAGGAACUCGUCACCAGGAGGAUCAUCACUAUGUGCCGCAAGCCAGCCCAAGGAAGCAUGUUUCGGAGGUGAAUCGCUCUCACAAUUACAUUCCCGCCCUUCCACCUAAAGAGCACCAGUCCCGGCAUGAGCAACAUCAUUCUCAUACUUAUCUGCCCUCUACCCAAAAACCUGUCACCCAUCAGUCACCUCCCAAGCUCACCAACCACUCAUAUGUCCCUCAGAUUCCUCGAAAAUCCAAGGACUCGCAGUUGAUUCACGAGCACGGCUACCUCCCACCUGUGAAGCAAUCGGAGUCCAGGAACGCUGCUGCCGAUCAUACCAAGCAUGGAUUUGUUCCUUCUGUUCCUUAUUCGGAGACCAGAGCCACCGUCGACCACGCCAAGCAUGCUUAUUUGCCAUCCGUCAAGAAAUCCGAGCAUCAGGAUCAUGUCGAUCACUCGAAGCAUGAGUAUCUUCCAUCCGUUCCAGCGCAGAAACAGGAUGGGCAGUCUGCUGAUCACUCGAAGCACGGAUAUGUUCCUCCAGCCAAGAAAUCCAAUAACGAUUUCUGGGGAUUCGAGAGAGAACAUCACUAUGUUCCUGAAACUUUGAAGAAGGACAAGAUCAAGCAAAUCCACCGGGAUCAUCAUUUCGUACCCUCAGUGGAUACGACCAAAACUGCCGAUAAGGUUGAAUUGAGUGAUCAUCACUACGUCCCAUCAAUCAAGAAAACCACUGGUAUCACUUCCGAGAUUGACCAUCGUCACAACUACGUUCAAAAGCUUCCGGAGAAGCAAUCGGUCCAACAUCAUGCCGUCAACCAUCAUUAUGUUCCGUCAGUUCCAAAAUCCGAUCAUAAGAACCAUACGUCUCUGGAGAAACAUAACUACGUUCCAACUUUGCCGAAAACUUCCCGUGCCCAGAAAGCUGAUAUUCGUCACCACAACUAUCUACCAACAAUCGUGAAGCAGGAGGAGCAUCGGGACCACUUCGAUCAGCAUCAUUAUGUGCCUCAGAUCCAGAAGCAAAUCGACGUCAAACUGGCUGAUUAUGAGAAACAUCACUAUGUGCCUACUGUUUCUCAGAAGGACAUUGCUGGCCACGUUGAGCGCGAGCACAAGUAUACGCCUAACGUUAUCAGGAAAGAUGAUGCUAAAGUGCUGGACACAUCAAAACACCACUUUGUUCCUUCCAAUCAAGUGGUGAGAAGCACGCACGACGACGUGGACACUCAUCACGGAUAUCUUCCUCAUGUGCCGAGAAAGGAAGUGUCUGCUCAGGUACCGUUGGACCACCAUUUCGUCCCGAAAGUUACACCAAAAGAGGUCUCUCCGGAUUACGAGCAUCAUCAUCAAUACGUGCCGCAAGUUCCGCAGAAAGAAAUCUCUCCGGAUUACGAUCAUCAUCAUCAAUACGUGCCGCAAGUUCCGCAGAAAGAAAUCUCUCCGGAUUACGAUCAUCAUCAUCAAUACGUGCCGCAAGUUCCGCAAAAAGAAAUCUCUCCUGAUUACGAUCAUCAUCAUCAAUACGUGCCGCAAGUUCCGCAGAAAGAAAUCUCUCCGGAUUACGAUCAUCAUCAUCACUACGUUCCGUCUGUUAAACAGAAGCAACAAACGACUGCGUUCGAUUCCCGUCAUCACUACAUUCCGUCAGUUCAGGAAAAAGCCAAUUCUCCGAGAUACGACAAUGAACAUCAGUACGUCCCUGCGCCCGUCAAGAACACCAGUUCAACUACCGAUCAGAUCCGCGAGCAGAGGAAGAAAAUUCUUAGAAGCAAGGAAGAGAUCUUCGACCAAGAGAACCAAGGUGAGCAGUAUCGAUCCUCUGUUCACACCACUACAAAGACGUUGAAAACCUCGAAUGCUGUUCUUAAAACAAGCCGAAGCCCGUCAUUGGCUCCUGAAGUCAACCACACCACCACCGUCUACACCAAUUCCAGUUUGAAGCAGUACAAGACUAUUCCCGACGAACCACCCAUGUACAUGCUGAAGAACCGCAAAUCUCGUCAUUAUGAAGGAUCUUCUAUCCCCGAGGAACCCCGCUUCCCGGAAGAACCCCGCAUCCCGGUCCCAAAACCUCGUUCCUUCACUUCUCCCCAUCCUGACUAUUAGUUUUUCUCAUGAUUUUCUUUCAAGUUAUCCAUUCUAAUUGUAGUUUUUAUAUGUUUCUAAUUUUACAUCUUUCAUCUUCUUAUGUUUUCCCUUCAUAUUUCCCAUUCCUCACCCAACGCAUGGUAAUCUGAUUAGGUACAACUAUUCAGGAUAUAAUUUUCAAACGGAACUGAUUCCAGAAAUUGAGUGAUCAUGUGCAGCUUGGCGGAUCCAGAAAAUCGACUAUCCAAAGUGAGCACCAUCGUCACCACGAGAAGCAUAACAAUGUUCCUUCGAGACCAUCCAGCGUUGCUAGCACUAUCAAGGUAUUGUCAGAAGUAAAGACUCUCAAUCAUAUUAAAAAAAAUAAACAUCUUCAGCAUCAACCGCGUUCUCGUACCUCGACGGUGAGCACUAUCCGUACAACUCCUGUUCAGCGUAAGGGUGACAGUCCAAUACAAUUUGAAAGUUAGAUGUUCAGGUGUGGAGCCAACUUUCCAGCACGUGGCCUACAACCCGUACGGAGACCACCAGUCUGUUCGUGUUGUCAAGAACGUUCGCGAAUUCGUCCACGUGUUCGGAGCCACUCACGUCGUUCCACCACCAACUCCACUGGCCGGAGUUCCACGUCUUCCACACUCUCCACGCAGCCCAAUCUCGCAAGAGACUUUCUAUCCGGCUGCUGUGAACCACCCGGAGAAGUCGUCUCGCAAGAACACGGUUGUUGAAAUUGGAAAUGGUGUUCAGAUUAACAACGUUAGCUUCAUGUUUCAAAUUCGCUCCAUAAACAUGAACUAUUGCAGGCAUCGCGCAAGUCCAUCGUUUCUACCAUCCAAACUCCAAUCCUUGUUGGAGGAAAUGUUGUGGUUCCGGUGAGGAUAUUUAGUUAUUCAGCGCUCUAGAACUAAUUUCGUUUUGCAGAGAUCCCGUCAGUCUACCAUCACCAAGGACAACGUUCAUGACGUAAGAGCAAUACACUUGUAUCCUAAAAGCAAUUAUAUUUCUUCAGAACUACGACGCUGAAAUUACCGAAUUGAUUUGCGUGGCCGAAAUGCGCAGACGUUUUGAGAACUAUGGACCAUCUCACCUUCCGGAGUACGCCUCUGCUCCAUCUGCUUACAUUCACUAA